CCCUUGGCCGGAAUCGAACCCGUGACUCAUUGGUCCGCGGGCCGACGCUCUAACCCCUGAGCCAAGCCGUCCGGGCCCUAGAACCUAUUUUAUAGUCUGGGGGUGGGGGCCGGGGCAGAAUUCCCAAGAGGUUCAGGCUUCAGCUGCUCCGGGCAUCUCCCUUUGGCUGCAGCUCUGGGCACUCACAGCCAAACAGGAAGGGCAGACAUCCUUGGCACCCUCAGAGCUGGCUCUGAACUCAGGGUCAUCUGCUCGGUGUCCUCAGCGAGGCAGGUCUGCUUGGUGUCUGACGGGUCCCCUGAGCUUGCCCCUUGGUCACACACCCCCUCAGCUCUCAGGGCCAAAAGGCAGGAGUCCCUCUGGAAUAACCUGAAGCUGGGGCUUGGUGGAUGGAGCCCUGGGAGAGGUCUCUGCCUCCACUUCCCAGGGCAUGGCCCCACCCAGCCCCACCAUUCUGGGCUCCUCACUUCUAACCCUCCCUGCUGUCGGCCACUUCACAGACACCCAGACAUGGCAGAGUUCCCACGGAAGCAGGGGAAGCGGCAUGAAGAGGAUGUGCUGAGCAGCGCUGUGAACUUCCUCCUGGCCAACGCCCGCCUGGUGCUGGGUGUGGGCGGGGCUGCCGUGCUGGGGAUCGCCACGCUGGCUGUGAAGCGGCUCAUUGACAGGGCUACCAGUCCUCCGGACGAGGAUGAUGCCAAGGCAGACGCCACAAGCCUGGAAGACAGCUGGAAGGACCUGAGCCUGCUCAAGGCCACGCCACGUGUCCAUUCCCGGUCCUUACCUCCUGCCCUCAGCCAGCCUGUGCUGCUCCCUGCCCCCUCACUGUUUGCCCCAGAGGGGCCUGCAGGUGCUGACCCUCAGCCAUCUCAGCUUACCUCCCCAGGACCAUUGUGCCUGACUUUCCAGGAGAAGCUAUUGGCAUUUGAGCGAGACCACGUGAGCAUCCCUGUGUCUCAUGUGGCUCUGGCCAAGCAGCUGGCGGGUGACAUUGCCCUGGAGCUGCAGGCCUACUUGCAGAGGAAGUUCCCGGAACUGCCUUUUGGGGCGCUCGUGCCCGGAGGGCCGCUCUAUGACGGCUUGCAGGCAGGGGCUGCUGACCACGUGCGUCUCCUGGUGCCUUUGAUGCUGGAGCCUGGCCUGUGGAGCCUGAUGCCUGGCAUGGACACUGUGGCCAGGGACCCCCGCUGCUGGGCUGUGCGCAGGACUCAGCUUGAAUUCUGUCCCCGUGGAAGAAGCCCCUGGGACCGCUUCCUAGUGGGUGGCUACCUCUCCUCCCGUGUCCUGCUGGAACUGUUCCGCAAGGCACUGGCUGCCUCCGUCAACUGGCCCGCUAUCGGCAGCCUUCUGGGGUGCCUGAUCCGGCCCAGCGUGGCCACCGACGAGCUGCUGCUGGAAGUGCAGCACGAGCGUCAGGAGCUCACAGUCGCCGUGCUCCUGGCCAUCACCAGCGCUGACACUGAACAACGUCUCCUGGCCUGGCCCCGGGAGGGGCUGGCUGGGAACUUCUGGCUGCAGGACUUAUACGCAGCAGAGGCCGCCAGGCUGCAAGCUCUGGAUGAGCGUGAUGGCGGGACCCGGCGGCGGCUGCUGCUGCUGCUGUGUGGUGUGUGCCAAGGCCAUCCGGUCCUGAGACGACUGAGCUGGUGCCACCUGGCCCAGGUGGUGCUGCGUCUGGGAGAGGAGGAGGUGGGCUGGGCCGAGGCGGCCUUGGGGGAGCGCUUCCUGCAGGCUGUGGAGCUGCUUAUCGGCAGCCUGGAGCAGGCCAGCCUGCCCUGCCACUUCAACCCCGGUGUGAACCUGCUCGACAGCCUGCGCCCCGAGGAGAUCGACAGCAUUGGCUACGCUCUGUACUUUGGCCUGCAGGCCCCCGAGGGGCUGCUUUGGGUGGGACCGGGCAGGCAGCAUGUGUUUUGACGCUGGUGAGCCGCACACUCCCCCUCCAGGGAAUUGGAGAGCACUGUUUCGCUUUUAGGCAGGAUAGAAGAGGUGUGUUAGCUCAGCCCAUGGGGUUAGUACAGGCAGCAGUGGCUGGAAUCCUGAGCCCAGAGCUGGGGCUGCUGUACUGGAGCGAGGCUGCUCUGCCUCUCAGACAGCCUGCAUUCGGCCACACACACGUCCUUUGUCCCCUGGGCCGACAGCGGGGCCUCGGGCCUGGUCCAUCAUCACCAGCAGUGAAUCCGCUGUCCGAGGCAGGGAGUAAGGCCAGCUGUUUUUCCGUGGGGAGGGUGAGGUGCUUUCCUCGGGUGCCAGCUCCAGGCUUCUAGGCUUCUGGUGCAGGGUGAUACAUGCCACGUGUUCAUCCUCCAUGGCCCGUGUCACCUGGUUCCUGCGGAGCGCAGCUUUUUGGCUGACUUAAAGGCUGGUGGUCUCCGAUGUCGUGUGUGGUCUAGUUUGCUUGUCGGGCUCUCCCCCAGCCUAGAGCACUGCCCACCUUAUACCUCUGGGGAAGGCCCCUUUCCCUCCAACCAGGCGGCUUUCUCUUCGGGCAGUGGAGGGCCUGGGGAGAGCCUCUUCCCACUGGGGUUGCUGACGUUCUGUGCUGUCUGUCCAGAACCAAGUGUGUCCCGCUAGCUGAUGCUGGGCCGGCUAGAGAGCGGAGGCCCGGCACUCCUGGGAGGCCCGGCGUGCGGAGUGGUCUCUGCAGGGCCAACACAGACAGCUCUCAGCUGACCUGUGUUCUCACUGAAGCCUGCUGGAGGUGGGCGGGCAGGAAAGGGAAGGUCUGCCCCCUCCCAGGUGUUCCUCCUAACUUGGGUAGCCUUCCGGCUGAAGCAGGGCUAUGCCUCAGAUUGUGAACGAGAAUAAAAGGAAAGACAAGCAUU
This is a messenger RNA of Molossus molossus (Pallas's mastiff bat), 2825 nucleotides long. RefSeq names its product mitochondrial elongation factor 2 (gene MIEF2). The record is from RefSeq and is a predicted model, not a curated record. Bases 511 to 1917 code for a protein of 468 amino acids. Gene Ontology annotation, biological process: positive regulation of mitochondrial fission; mitochondrion organization. The transcript has 4 exons. NCBI's taxonomy places the organism in Eukaryota, Metazoa, Chordata, Mammalia, Chiroptera, Molossidae. Gene Ontology annotation, cellular component: mitochondrial outer membrane.